AGUUGCAACGUCAAACUUCGUCCCCCUUGUCGUGCCAUGCGCAUUGACGCUUGUUGUUGUGGCGCUGGAGCAGCUUGUUAUGGCUAGACGACGAGGCCCCGGACCCGACUGAGAGAGCGAGAGAGAGGCUUCCCCGCCACCCCACCCCACCCUCCUCCCCUCCUCUCCCGGCCACCCUCAUGGAGGGCACGGACAUGGACGUGGACGCGGAGCUCAUGCAGAAGUUCAGCUGCAUGGGCACCACGGACAAGGACGUCCUCAUCACGGAGUUCCAGAGGCUGCUGGGCUUCCAACUCAACCCCGCCGGCUGCGCCUUCUUCCUGGACAUGACCAACUGGAACCUUCAGGCUGCCAUCGGCGCUUAUUACGACUUUGAGAGUCCCAGCAUCAACACGCCGUCCAUGUCGUUCGUGGAAGACGUGACGAUCGGCGAGGGCGAGUCGGUGCCGCCCGACACGCCCUUCACGAAGACCUGGAGGAUACAGAACUCGGGCGCAGAGUCAUGGCCCGCGGGCGUGUGCCUCAAGUACAUCGGCGGCGACCAGUUCGGCCACGUCAACACGGUGAUGGUGAAGUCUCUGGAGCCACGGGAAGUGGCCGACGUCAGCGUGCAGAUGAGAAGUCCCGCCUCGCCCGGCAUGUACCAGGGCCAGUGGAGGAUGUGUACCGCCAGCGGCUUGUUCUACGGAGACGUGAUCUGGGUGAUCCUGAGCGUGGAGGUGGGCGGCCUCCUGGGCGUCACGCAGCAGCUGUCGUCCUUCGAGACAGAGUUCAACACGCAGCCUCAGCGUGAUGUGCAAGACGACUUCAACCCGUUCGCCUCGCCGCACAAGAACAAGCGAGACGCCGACCGCGGCGGCGAAGGCAAUGGCGAGAACACGGCGUCUCAUAAUGCCGCCAACAGGGCGUCAAACGGCCUGCGGGCCAAUCUGACGCCGGUGACGCGCGGACAGGGUGUUCAUGGACCGUAUCCCUUUGGACAGAGCUAGAAUGGCCCUCACCUCUCAGAGUCCUCAAAGGGGAGCGUGGACGAACUGUUGUUUUCUAACAACUCUCCACAAUGCCCCCCUAGCACGCGGACGGCGGCGGCAGCGGCGGCGACCAAACGUCUCACCCGCAUGUGCGAACGCUUCUUUCAGAAUUUCUUUUGUUUGUUUUUUUGUUUUGUUUUUCUUCAAGCAUCCAGGUCAUCCGCUCACCACACACUCUGGCCGUCGCCCGGACGUCUUGACAAGACGUCGGCCUUAAAAAGUCCGCACGUUCGUUCACCUGGAUUCCCCUCGUGCUCGCGUAUCCGAUUACUUCAAGGCUUACCUUACUUCCAUCUUUCUGGGCGGCGAUUGCGUCUCAAACACCCGCAUAGACAAACUCUCCCAAAGACAACAGCCACACGGGGGCCCUGCUGUGACUUCACGGGAUAGAGUGAGUGAGUGUGUGUGUUUGUGUUUGUUUUUAGGGUGGGCUUUCAAAAGCGUGCAGAAGUAAUGAGAAAGGGUUGAAUAAGCCAUGAGGAAAAAGUCUAUUUUGCCCCGUGAGUGGUUGUAUUUUUCCACGUCUGUGUGUUUUAGCUCUGUGUUUGCGUGUGUUGCAUUCAAUUGACAAAGAAAAGGGAGUGUGCUUGUGAUUGUUUACCAUUUGAAGAUUGCCCCAAACCCGCUCAUGAAUCAUCCACAUUAUUUAUUUGUAUUCUGGGUCAGCAGGUGGUGCUAGAAAUCAAACUCAAAUCUCAAGUGUGUGUGUGCGCGCGCGUUGCAAUGAAUCCAAGGAAAAGGUGACGCUGAUUCCGCUUUGAGGGAGAAUUGGGCACUGAUGUUCUUUUCCUGCUGUUUGCACAAACAAAGAAAUCUGAUGAAUUUUGUUGUUCAAUUUUUUUUCUUUUCUUUUUUUGGGGGGGGGGGGCUUGUUGUGGAACCUGGCGCAUCUUCAUCAUCUUCCGUCAUUCCCCCAACCCCGAAUAAGGUUUGUUCUGUUCACAGCUUUGAGUUUAAACACGCACCAAAUGGUUUUUCAUGGAAGCGAUUUUUAUCAUCAGUAUGUCAGUCGGAGGCUUUGAAAGUGUAUUUUUGAAUGGAGAAUAAAAUGGGAAAAGUCGGCAUGGUGCUGUGAGAGGA
Molecule: messenger RNA, 2111 nt
Organism: Phycodurus eques (leafy seadragon)
Lineage: Eukaryota; Metazoa; Chordata; Actinopteri; Syngnathiformes; Syngnathidae
Gene: ilrun
Product: inflammation and lipid regulator with UBA-like and NBR1-like domains
Exons: 5
Coding region: 180-989 (269 amino acids)
Biological process (GO): macroautophagy
Cellular component (GO): phagophore assembly site
Molecular function (GO): ubiquitin binding
Source: RefSeq, a predicted model, not a curated record